Molecule: messenger RNA, 5206 nt
Organism: Diuraphis noxia (Russian wheat aphid)
Lineage: Eukaryota; Metazoa; Arthropoda; Insecta; Hemiptera; Aphididae
Product: insulin-like receptor
Biological process (GO): protein phosphorylation; positive regulation of MAPK cascade; positive regulation of kinase activity
Cellular component (GO): axon; plasma membrane; insulin receptor complex
Molecular function (GO): insulin receptor activity; ATP binding; insulin receptor substrate binding
Source: RefSeq, a predicted model, not a curated record
CGUAAAAAAAUAAAUAACAUUAAAUAUUAUAAAAUCGCGUUCACGUGUGUCUGUGUUGACGAAUCCGGGUUUUUCCGUUAUGAUAUUAUUUCGCGUUGUUUUGAUCGCAUCGGGCUUCGGUGUCAUUGACCUUUUCUCCGCGGUGCGUGUUGUGUUGACAAUGGCGGAGCGACGCGCUUGCUGUGCGCAUUUUUCUGUUAAAAACGUCCUCCGCUGAGGGUAAUAUUCUAACGUUGCUCAGUUUAUGCUCAGUUUUCGCGAUCGAUUAAUGACAUAGUAUCAUUUGUUCCGAUUUAUCGUGAUAUUAUAUAAGCAACGAUCGUGUCGACGGUAAAUAAAUGCAGUUCGUCGUAUUAUAGUGGUGUUGCGCAUUCGGUGUACUUAAUAAUAUUAAAAUAUUAUAUUAUCGCAUGCGAACCUCAAAAAUUGCAGUGUUAGGGCGAAAAGUGGUCAAAAAAUAAGUGUUAUAAUACAAUUCGUGUGCGUGUCAGUGUAAUAAAUAUAAUAUAUAAUAUUAUCGUUAUUUCAAUAAUAUUAUUAUUGUAAGUCGUCGUCGUUGACGUCGUUGUUGUUUUUCUCUACCGCCGAGUCGAGUCGAGUGUUUUUCUGAWCUAAACGAAAAAACAAGUGUGUGCUCGCGCCCCGCCGCCGCCGUUGUCCCAACAUUUGAACGACGGAUAAUGCGUCACAACAACACGGAUUUAGGAGAUUAACUAUGUAAAAACAUUUUGUUAUAAUGUGUGGAGAGUGUGACAAAAUACGUUGUUUACGUGACAGCUGCCCUGGUUUGGGUGGAUGUCGAUUAUGUGGGAAUUUUUCUUCCAAUAUUUACUAUGGACAUUAUAACUUUUCAAGACCUUCAACUUCAACUAAAUUUUCCAAAGUCAAUUCAAAACAUUACAGAAAACCAUGGCUUAUAGCCUCAAAAUCUGUCUGGAAGUCUGACUUUCUAUGUAUAGCCCUAUGGUGCAUUGCUGUUCUUAGUGUCAGUCAAGCAUCUGAUGAACACCAGACACAAAUUACAAGUUUACCUCCAAUAGUCACUCAACCUACAAAUAAUAGUGGAGUGCACUUGUCAUCUGGGAGAAUAUGUCAAAGUAAAGAUAUCAGAAAUAAAGCUGAAAAUCUGAAUGCUCUUCGUGGUUGUAGAAUUAUUGAAGGAUUUCUUCAAAUAGUUUUAAUCGACAACGCAAAUGAAACAAGUUAUGAAUCGUUAUCAUUCCCCGAAUUACGAGAAAUCACUGGUUAUUUAUUAUUAUAUCGUGUAAAUGGUUUAAAAUCACUUGCUAAACUCUUCCCUAAUCUGUCUGUGAUUCGAGGACAAGACUUAUUUAUGUCGUAUGCUAUUGCAAUUUAUGAAAUGGUGCAUUUGCAAGAAUUGGGUUUGUACAACUUAAUGGAUGUUGUAAGAGGAGCUGUUUACAUCACUAAAAACCCAAUGCURUGUUUUACACAAACUAUUGACUGGAUAAGAAUUGCGCCAUCUGGAAAAGAAUCGCAUGAUAUAUAUGAUAAUCGUCCUGUAAAUGCUUGUCCUGUGUGUCCAUGGACAAAUGAUGUAGGUUGUUCUGUUUCUAAUCACACUAAUGAACCAUUGUGUUGGAAUACUGAACAUUGUCAAAGAAUUUGUCCACCGGAAUGUGGUAAUCUUAGUUGUACUGAAGAUGGCACAUGUUGUCAUGAACAGUGUCUUGGCGGUUGUAGUGGGCCUAAACAUAACGAUUGUUUUGCUUGCAAGUAUUUAGCAGAUGAUCGAGAUUGUGUGAAAGAAUGUCCAGCUGAAACAUUGAUAUAUCAAAACCGGCGUUGUAUUUUGGAACGUGAUUGUUAUCGCAUGCCACGAUCAAGAGAUAUACAAAAUGGGUUACAACUACAAUCAUGGAAGCCAUUUAAUAAUAAAUCUUGUGUAAUGGAAUSUCCUCCUGGGUUUGAGGAAGUUCCUACUGAAAAUGUUUAUGGAAAAGUAUUUAAAUGUCAAAAAUGUUCUGGACCAUGUCGUAAAGUUUGCAUUGCAGCUAAUGUAGAAAGUAUACAGUCUGCACAAAAAUUAAAAGGAUGUGUUAUUAUAAACGGAUCGUUAGAAAUACAAAUACGUGGUGGUAUGAACAUCGUUAAAGAAUUAGAAGAAAGCUUAAGUAUGAUUGAAGAAAUUACUGGCUACUUAAAAGUGGUUAGAUCAUUUCCAUUGGUAUCAUUAACUUUUUUAAGAAAAUUACAUGUCAUCAGAGGAGAAAUAUUAGAAAGUUCAAAGUAUGCAUUAGUUGUAUUAGACAAUCAAAAUUUAGUUGAACUUUGGGAUUGGAGUACUCGCAAACCUGAUGGUGAAUUACGAAUUGAACGGGGACAAAUAUUUUUCCAUUUCAAUCCAAAGCUUUGUAUUUAUAGGAUAAAGCAAUUACAAACUAAUUUAGGUGACAGAUUUAAAAAUGUUGAUGAUCUUGAAGUGGCACCCAAUUCAAAUGGCGAUAAAAUGGCUUGUACAGUUCAAAAACUGAACGUAUCAACAGAAGUUGUACUUUCAAAUUCGGUUUUACUGAAAUGGUCACCUUUUGAACAUUAUGACACUCGUACAUUGUUAGGAUAUGUAGUUUAUUAUUUAGAAGCACCAUAUAAAAAUGUUUCUUUGUAUGAUGGUCGUGAUGCUUGUGGUGGAGAUGGAUGGAAAACUGAUGAUGUGGAAUCAACAGAAAUAACUACUGAUGAUUUAGUUGCUCUUAUAACAGGACUGAAACCUUAUACACAGUAUGCAUAUUAUGUGAAAACGUAUACAAUGGCUUCAGAAUCUAAUGGUGCACAAAGUGAUAUAAAUUACUUUCGCACAAUGCCAGGAACUCCAAGUCCUCCACAAAAUCUUCGUGUAAAAUCUGUAACUGCUGAUAGUAUAAGCAUUGAAUGGAUGCCUCCUGCUGAACCCAAUGGUGAACUUCAACACUACAUCAUUAAAUAUACAUCAAUUAACAUAUCUGGGGAUUCUUUAUUGAAAAGGGAUUACUGCCAGAAUAGUCCAAAUGUGAAUGAAUUUUCUGACAGUUAUUCUGGUACUAAAAAUGAAAUGAYUAAUAAUGAUCAGAAAGAAAAUUGUAAUUGUACAGAUCAACCAGAAAAAAAACAAUCUAAAAUCAAGGAUGAACAACAAAUCCAAAUUAUGAUAGAAUUUGAAAAUAACUUGCAAAACAUUUUAUAUGUUAAAACUAAUAACCCUAAAAGUGAUACUUUACCGAAGAAAAAACGAGAUGUAUCAAAUUUUGAUCCGCAAGAGUUUCCAAAUAGUACAAUUUCAAGAAUCAAUCUUUUAUCUGAUGUAGAUAAAAAUUUGGAAAACGAAAAUAAGAAAAUAAUAGUUCCUAGUAAUCAGUUGACUUUUACAUUGCAUGAAAAUUUAACUCAUUUUACUAGUUAUAAUAUUGAAUUAUAUGUGUGUAGAGAGUGGUUACAAAAUGAAAAUAAAGAGCCUAAUCAAAACAUUAGUAAUUGUAGUAUUCAAAAAGCAAUGACAACAGCUCAAACAAGCAAAAAAGAAUCUGCUGAUAGAAUUGAUCCAUUAACUGUUAAAGCUGUUAACGCAAAUACUACCAGCCCUGGCUCAAUUAAAAUAUUUUGGAAAGAGCCUGAAKUUUCAAAUGGACCUAUUGUUAGCUAUCAGUUAGAAUACAAAAAAGUUGGAGAUCAUCUUAAUCCACCUGUUGUUUGUAUAACCAGACAACAGUAUCAGAAUUCUGACUUCUCACAUACUUUAUCAAAUGUAGCACCUGGAAAUUAUAGUUUUCGAUUACGUGCGAGAUCAUUAGCAGAUUAUGGGGAAUUUACACAAUAUAACUAUUUUUUAAUUCCUGAGGCRCUUUCGAUUACCACUCCUCAAUUGUUGUUUAUUAUAUUUAUGGUUAUUGGAAUGAUUGGAGCUGUAAUUAUAUUGAUAUUCUAUGUUUUACAUCGUUAUUAUAAAAACAAAUUGGCUUCAACAAGAUUAUUUGUCACAUGUAAUCCAGAUUAUGUUAGUUGUGAUUAUCAAACUGAUGAAUGGGAAAUUCCUCGUGACGAUGUUGAAGUUUUAGAGCCGCUGGGUCGGGGUUCUUUUGGCAUGGUGUAUCGUGGUAAAUGGAAGAAGAAAGAGAAUGAAAUUGUUCCAUGUGCAAUUAAGACAGUUACUGAAAAUAAUAAUAUGAUGGUUCGACAUKAUUUUCUUUCAGAAGCUAAUGUUAUGAAGGAAUUUUGUUCAGCUCAUGUUGUUCGCUUAUAUGGUGUUGUAUCACAAGGUCAACCAGCAUUUGUUUUAAUGGAAUUAAUGCCUCAGGGUGAUCUCAAGUCAUAUUUGCUUAAACAUCGUCCAGAAAUGACAACUGAUCCUUCUCUUAAACCUCCAACGUUAAGGGAUAAUUUACGUAUGGCUAUUGAGAUUGCCGAUGGAAUGUCAUACCUUUCAUUCAAAAAAUAUGUUCAUAGAGAUUUAGCUGCUAGAAAUUGUAUGGUUAGUGAUAACAACAUAGUUAAAAUUGGAGACUUUGGUCUUACAAGAGAUAUUUAUCAGACAGAUUAUUAUAGAAAAGAUUCUGAAGGUAUGAUGCCAAUCCGAUGGAUGGCUCCAGAAAGCCUUCAGUCUGGUCUUUUUACUUGUUUUUCUGAUGUCUGGAGUUAUGGUAUAGUGUUAUGGGAAAUGGUGACGUUAGCGGCUCAACCAUAUAGGGGCGAGAWUGACAAGAAUGUCAUAUCUUAUGUUAGUAGUGGCGGUAUUAUGGAAAAGCCAGACAACUGUCCUGAUAUUAUAUAUGAUUGUAUGAAACUUUGUUGGCGUUUUAAAGCUUCAGAACGUCCUACAUUUGCAGAAAUAKUGAAAAUGUUCUUGCCAUGUGCUCGUCCAGAUUUUGCAAAAACAUCCUUUUAUCAUAAUGAAUUACAGUCUGAAACACAACGACUUGAUGUGUCUGAAAAUGGUAUCACAGAAACAGAGUCUUUGGAGAGAGAGCGUAAACAAAUUGAACGAGACCAGAUUACGACAGCAUUAGAAAAUCAAGCACAUUAUUGGGGAGGGUCGUCAUUGCCUGUUGAACGGUUAGCACCAAAAGCAGAUCUGGAAGAAGAUGAUGAUGAUGAAGAAGAUUCAGAUAAUGAGUUGCAACGGUUACAUAUUGAAAAUUUUGUAUGUAAAAGGCCACCUAACGGAUAUAUGUCCAUACAUAAUGGUAAUGGUAUAAAUACCACUAUAUGCUGA